Eleginops maclovinus (Patagonian blennie) is the source of this 1491-nucleotide messenger RNA. RefSeq lists its product as uncharacterized. The record is from RefSeq and is a predicted model, not a curated record. Lineage: Eukaryota; Metazoa; Chordata; Actinopteri; Perciformes; Eleginopidae. Bases 136 to 930 code for a protein of 264 amino acids. The transcript is spliced from 7 exons.
UCACAAACAAUGAGCAAUCUCCGUCCAAUCAGGAUUCACCUAGGCGACAUCACUUCCUGGUUGAGUUCCCAUGCUUGAUCUGUGCUUUUCGGAUAUAUACACGCUUGUUUCGCUGUUCAAAAGAACAUUUAUAUAAUGGCUAAAGACAAGACCAGUUCGUCUAAAAGGAAGAAGCAGAGUUCAGAUGUCACCGAGGUUCACGAGGAAGAAAUAAUGGACUCUAAAGUCAAAAAGAAGAAGAAGAAGAUGGAAGUUGAGGAGGCUCCAGUACAGAUUGUGACAAUAGAAGCAGACGAUACAAAACUGAAAAAGGAAAAGAAACGCAUAAAAAAACCAAAGACAGAGCAAAGUGAGGAGGCUCCAGUAGAGAUUCCUCACGUGACCGUCACAGCAGACGAUAAAAAACAGAAAAAGGAAAAGAAACACAAAAAGAAACAAAAGGCAGAGAAAAGUGAGAUUCCCGAUCCACCCUGUGAUCCGGAGGGGACCAAGGAGCUGGAAGGAGAGGAGGACCUGAGCCCCGAGGACAAGAGGGUCAUGGAAAGGAAGAUGAAGAAGGUCAUGAAAAAGGAGGAGAAAAAGCGGAUUAAAGCUGAGGGAGAGACCGCACCAAAAACUGAAGCAUCUGUACCCAUUGGUCCUCAGCAGGCCUUAGUUUACCUCACCUGCUGGGCUGAAAACCGUGCAGAGUGGAAGUUCCAGAAGAUCAGGCAGACGUGGUUACUGCAGCAUAUGUUCAACUCUGAACAGGUUCCAGAUGAGAAGUUCUCCGUGCUGCUUGAGUACUUGGAGGGGCUCCGUGGAGCAGCCAAAGACACCACGGUGCAGAAAGCCUUAGCCCUGGUGGAAGAGUCCGGACAGGCCCCAGAGGACAAGGAUGUCCAGCAGAGGGCGCACAGAGCCAGAGAAGUCAUCCAGCUGCUCUCAUAACCCACCACCAUCACACAUGAACUCCACAAGAAAAAGACUGAAGCGUGUUCCCGGGGCAGUGGACUGAAUGCCCCACCUAUUAUCAAGCUAAAACACGCUGUUUGUAUUUUUUGGCACGGGUCCUUUAGGGAAAGGAUGCAUUUGGAUCCAAUUAGACUUAAUCAUUACAAUGUUCAAUCCAUCUAGGUUAUCCUUCCUUCUUCAUUUGACAUUCCUUGGGUGUGUAUCAUUGCCUCAUCCAAGUGCUUUCAUUCUUUCAAUCUUACAGUAUAUCAUUCUCAAGUGUAUUUUUUAUUGCAAAUAGAUUUUUGCAGCGUUGUGGACAGAUGAGUAGAGAUGUGAAUCCCCCUAAGGAUGCAACGGAAAGAUGAGAGUAAGAAGUCUCAGGAAUGUUUGUAGUCGAGACAUGUUUUUGCGUGUCAGGUAAUCUGUGAAGUCACUGAUGAGAAUAACUUUCUCAUCCACUCCAGGUAUAAGCAUGAUAAAUAUGUUUUGGAGCUUCAGCCCUGAAGUCCAUGUUCAGUACAUUAUAAUUAUACAUAACAUGUGUUUAACUACUAA